CUGUCAUUUCCAGAGGCCCGAGAUCCCGAUGCUCUUCGUCAGAGUGCCCCCCUUCCUACUUGCUUCGCAGUAAUUACUGCAGAGGCGGGUGGGGGUGGCUACCAGGUGAUUUCACAGGGAACUGGUGACCUGCUAGCAGAGCUUUGCACUGAAAUCUGGGAUGGCCGUGAUAUUGUGUCUAUGACGCCACGCGACCGAAACCGUAUACUCGACUUCUAUCAUCGGAAUGUUUUCAGCGCUUACUGCACUGGGUUCGCUUACUCGCCACUGCUCGAGCGAAUCACCCUCUUCGAUGCCACCAAGAACAACUUCGACCAUUUUUAUGACCCUGAUAUGGUUGGCGCAAAUGAUGCGACUCUGCUUCUUGAGCUUCCUCCGGUUAGUUGUUGUAAUUUGUUCAAUUUUUCUGCAUAA
Protopolystoma xenopodis is the source of this 414-nucleotide messenger RNA. NCBI's taxonomy places the organism in Eukaryota, Metazoa, Platyhelminthes, Monogenea, Polystomatidea, Polystomatidae. The record is from the annotation of a GenBank genome assembly.